Molecule: messenger RNA, 3962 nt
Organism: Mirounga angustirostris (Northern elephant seal)
Lineage: Eukaryota; Metazoa; Chordata; Mammalia; Carnivora; Phocidae
Gene: TRAPPC3L
Product: trafficking protein particle complex subunit 3L
Exons: 5
Coding region: 268-813 (181 amino acids)
Biological process (GO): endoplasmic reticulum to Golgi vesicle-mediated transport; intra-Golgi vesicle-mediated transport
Cellular component (GO): cytosol; cis-Golgi network membrane; TRAPP complex
Source: RefSeq, a predicted model, not a curated record
AUCAGCUUUCAUGCCUCUAGGUUACAACUUGUACUCACAAGUGAAGCAGUAUUUGAUCGGUGGCAAGGUACGUGCUCAUAAGCCCGUCCUGCUCAUGAUUGUUUUCCUCUUCAGCUCAGCAAAGAACAUCAGGAGAGUGCAGAAGUGGCACUCUUGUCUCCAAGGAAGAAGGAACGUGCAAAAACAGGACGACAGGGAUGGAUACACCUCUAAAGUAAAAGCUGACGAAAAGAAAUCGAAGAUCGCAUUCUUCAUCUCUCAAGCACCAUGUCUCGCCCUGCACACAGAAGACCAGAAUACCAUAAAAUCAACAAAGAUCUCUUUGUCCUCACCUAUGGAGCUCUGGUUGCCCAACUGUGUAAAGAUUAUGAAAAAGAUGAAGAUGUGAACAAAUAUUUAGAUAAAAUGGGAUAUGGCAUUGGAACACGGCUGGUGGAAGACUUUUUGGCUCGAUCUUGUGUAAGAAGAUGCCAUAGUUAUUCAGAAAUUACAGACAUAAUUGCCCAGGUUGCCUUUAAGAUGUACUUGGGGAUUACACCAAGUGUGACCUGUAACAAUUCAAGCAGGACUGAAUUUUCCCUGAUCCUAGACAAGAAUCCGCUGGUGGAGUUUGUGGAAGAGCUCCCCGCCGGGCGAUCCUCUCUGUGCUACUGCAAUUUACUCUGUGGGAUUAUCAGAGGUGCCCUGGAAAUGAUUCAUUUGGCUGCUGAUGUUACAUUCUUGCAAGACAGACUGAAAGGCGACCGUGUGACAGAAAUAGGAAUAACAUUUCUGAGAAAGCUAGAUGAGAAAAAAUACAGACGGAAAAAAUGAAGCAUUGCAUGCACAAUGCCACAGGGGGGCCAACUGAGGAUUAAUAUUAUCUAAACAUACAGAGCCAUAGAAAUUUUGAAUUGUUUAAUAAUAGCAUGGGCUUUAAAAGGCUUAUAUAUCAGCCAGAAAUUUGAAGUGCAGGGCACUAGGUUUUAAAGAUUUUUUUUCUUUGCUGAUAAAUUAUACAUUUUCAAUCUUAUGUCCAUUAGAUUUCAUAUACAAAUAACUCCUUAUAAGAUAGCAUAUAUGAAUUCACAUAUCAUAUAGCCCAUCCUAACAGAGUCCAGUGAUUUCAUUUACUUAUGGUAAUGGAAAAAAAAAAAAGCAUACAAACUACACAGUUGGUGUAUCCAUCCAUUCUCAUUGGAAAAAAUAGAUAAAUGAUACAAUAUAGAGUUCACGAUAUAGAGACAAUUUCUAGAUACUGUAUAUUGCAUUCUCUAUAGAAACAGUGCCAUUUAUAACACUUUUCCAUAUUUUUGAGUAACUAUGGGUAUGAUUUCUUUCAUAUAUUGGCUUGGUUUGUCACUUCAGCCUCCUGAAGCUGCUCUCUCUUGAUUUAUAAUUACCAAGGCAAGCUAUUUAUUUGCAUGCUAAUUCUGAAAUAUUUUUAAGGAGCAUUUAGUUUUAAUUCAUGUAACUUUUAGAUAGUAUUAACCAAAUGUCUUCCUAUUCUCAUGAAACAUUGCUGAUGGUCAGGCCAGGAAACCUCUAAAAUGAGAGGUAAAUAAUGUUUUUUGAAAAUACUUUCUUACCCCAAAGCUUAUUCAGUUAGAAUUUUUGCUGUCAUUUUUAUCCCCCCAAAAACCUUACAAAGCAUGCUUUGACUGUGGCCAGAACAUAUUUAAAAUUCAAAAUGUACUGGAUUCAAUAAACAAUAAUCUUUACCAGACCAUCAGCAUACGCAGGAAGCUUCUAUGCAGUCCAGAAUCUGCUGGGCUCUGCAGAGAACUGAAAUUCCAAGUAAGUUACAAUUAGUGUGGGUCCAUCAGUUAAAACUGGUGUAAAUGAUAUGAUCGUGGUAGACCUCAACUAGGACUCAGGAGCCUAAAGACACAGUCCCAGGUCUGUUUCUAGUGGAUUCAGCUGAUCCUAACUGGUGGCUCAAUCUUGGACAAGGCAUGUAAUCUCUCAAGUGCGCUCUCUCUCUCAUGUAUAAAAUGGCACAAUUGAAAAAAAAUAAAAAUUUAAAAAUUUAAAAAAAUUUAAAAAGGCACAACUGAACAUGGUAUCUUAAAUUAUAUAAAAGAGUUUAAAUGACAUCAAAAAACACUGAACUUCCACAUUUUUUGAUUUUGAAGACUAUGAGGAAAUGGUUUGUUCCCUACCCAUGCAGCUGUCUCUUCAAAAGGGCAUCGAGGUCAGUAUUAAGGACCAAAUAGGGUCACUGGGGCAGCUGCAGCAACCAUGGGAGGAACUUUAAGCCAGUUCCACAGAAGACCAGGUAGAAUCGGGAAAAUGAAUAUUACCUGACAUCAGAAGGGACAUCACAAUGCCAUGUAUUUUAAACUGAUGCCUCCAGAAGAAUGUUUGCCUGCCAUCCAUCCCAAAGCUUCUUUUAGGGAUGUUUCCAUCUUCUGUUCUGUUUCCUCUUUGCCUACACUCACCCCUCCAGGAACGCCAAAUACUCAUGUCUAAGGGCCUCCCUCUUAAAUCAGUACCCAACUAGCCCUCUUGUAAAUGUUCCAUGCUCUGGAGUAUUCUCUUACCUGACUACACCUUGCUCUCCUGUCUGUCCCAACCCAGCCAUCCAACUGCCUUGGCCGGCUGUCUUCAUGGCCCAUCCACCUGAAGACAGCUGACGAUGCGGAAUGUCAGAACCAGUGAUGGCUUCAGGAUAAGGCUCAUUCCCCAUCCUUUUAGUCCCCCCCCUCACCUUAGAGAGGGAGACCAGUCUUUUGGAUUGAAUUUGUGGUAUGGACAGUGACCUACUUAACCAAGAGAGAAGACUGUUUGUGCAGUAGUUCCCCCUUAUCCACAGGGGAUAUGUUCCAAAACCCCCAGUGGAUGCCUGAAGCCACGAAUAGUACUGAACCCUAUAUAUACUAUGUUUUUCCUAUAUAUAUACGUACCUCUGAUAAAGGUAUGUUGUUUAAUAGGUUCAAUUUUUAAAUUUAAAUGAAUGAAAAUUAAAUUAAAAGUUCAUUUCCUCAGUCACACUAGUCACAUUUUAAGUGUUCCGCAUGCAGGCCAUAUGGGCUAGCGACUACUCUAAUGUACAGCACAGGUCUGUAAUUCCCAGUCAAAGAUCCACGGGGUCUCCUUGACCUUGGACACCAAGAACUAAUGGGGAGGAUCCAGGUUAAUAGAGAGGGAGAAAGGAGACAGAAAGAAAAAGGUAAGAAAGACCAUCAGAGAUCAAUGAAAUGCUGAGUGGUGACCCAUAAAAACAGAAAAGUUUCUGUGUAAAGGUUUCAUACUAAAGGAAGGUUGCACACCAUCCUCUGGAUUCCAAGUGUAUUUUCACCCCCUUUGUGUGAGGCUGAGUCUUUCAUUAGAAAGUUUCAUUAGAAAGAAAUAAAAGCCUUGUGGAAGUUGCACAGUGUAAAUACAGAGUUUUUAUUUCAUAAAAGUCUUCCCUCUGAACCCCAAAUCUUGAUCAAAGCAGAGAUUUUUAUUGUCUUGGCAAAGCCAAAAGGGAAGAAAAGUUUGGGGCAGAGAGAGAGUUUAUUGCUGUUCAAAAGACAUCACCAGAUUCCUAUCUGAGCUGUUUACUGGUGAGACCUGCUGUGGGUGCCUAUUCACUGUUUGAGUUGCCAGGAAUCAGAAAUACUUCCCUCAGCAGUCCUCAUACUUGUUUAUUGUCUUCUCAAAGCUCUUAGGUUCAUCCAGUCAUUAUUAGAAGCCUGGCUCUCUUUAGCAGUUGGAAUGGACUAUUAUGAAUAAGUGGAAAGUUCCCUUUUCUCUCUGUUUAUGAAGGACCAAAGUAGAAAUAUGGAAAACCAGAUGCAUGAAGUGAGACAAUGACAUUAAAACUCUUGUAACCAAAGAGGCCACUUUAAUCAAGUUCUGCUAAAUGUUAACUUUUGUAAACGUUCAAAGAGAUGAUAUUAUUCAUUGUUAAGGGUCUGUCAGUUGGGACGGUAGACUCUGAGUGGUUGUUAUAUUUCACAGCCUCCUCCAUCAGCUAUGGAGGCUAAUUAAUUUCU